AUGGGUCCUAGAAAACGCGGUUCCACUCCAGUUGCGACCGGUACAGCCGGGAAGGAUGUUGAUGAUCCUAGUUUGAAGUACACCAAGAAAGGUCCCGAUUAUGAGCUUCUGAGCGAAAAGUGGCUAAUGAGAUCUGCUCCAGAUAGUCCAAAAGAGUACCGGAUUUGGCUCUAUGUGGUCACAGCAAUUGCAUUUGUUGCAAGAUUUUAUCUAUUGUGGUAUCCAAAGGAAGUGGUAUUUGAUGAAGUUCAUUUUGGUAAAUUUGCUUCCUACUACCUGGAAAGAGCUUUCUUCUUUGAUGUGCAUCCUCCAUUUGCGAAGAUGAUGAUUGCCUUCAUUGGUUGGUUAGUCGGUUACGAUGGGGAGUUCAAAUUUGACGAUAUUGGGGACAGUUAUGAGCAGAACCCGGCACCUUACUUGGCUUACAGAUCUUUCAAUGCUUUGUUAGGUACUUUGACUAUCCCCGUAAUGUUCAAUACUUUGAAAGAAUUGAAUUUUAAGGCUGUUACUUGUGCAUUUGCUUCGUUGCUCGUGGCUAUCGACAAUGCACAUGUCACAGAGACAAGAUUGAUCCUUUUGGAUGCCAUUUUGAUCUUCGCCAUUGCACUUACUGUUUAUUGCUAUGUGAGGUUUUAUAAAGCUCAAUUGCGGGCUCCAUUCUCCUGGAGUUGGUAUGGCUGGCUUUACGCAACUGGUAUGUCGUUGUCCUUCGUCAUCUCGACAAAGUACGUCGGUGUGCUGACUUAUGCUACCAUCGGUACGAUGGUUGCCAUUAACUUGUGGCAAUUGACUGAUGUGCGUGCUGGCUUGAGCUUAAAAAAACUGUUCUCCCAUGUAUUCAAGAGAUUAAACGGUCUUAUCUUAGCACCUUUCGUGGUUUAUUUAUUUUGGUUCUGGAUCCAUUUUGCCAUUCUAAUCAAAUCCGGUACUGGUGAUGCCUUUAUGUCCGGUGAGUUCCAGGAAACCUUAGGCGACUCUCCACUGGCUAAGGAGUCCAAACAGGUCAACUAUUAUGACAUUGUCACCAUUAAACACAAAGAAACCCAUGUGCUAUUGCACUCACAUUGGGCCACUUACCCACAACGUUACGAAGAUGGCCGUAUUUCAUCUCAAGGUCAACAGGUCACCGGUUACUCUGUGCAAGACCCAAACAACGAGUGGGAGAUUCUUCCUGUCAAGGAAUUAUCUUCCAAAAGCGGCCAGCCACUCUACUUGAAUGAAGCUUUUAGGCUAAGGCAUGUGGCUACGAACUCGUAUCUGCGGGCUCACGACGUUGCAUCACCUUUUUACCCAACCAAUGAAGAGAUUACUACUGUCACCGAAGAGGAAGCCAACGGUGAAGCUUAUCAGCAGACCUUGUUCACUUUCCAAUCCUUGCAAAAGAAGGAUACAGAAACCAUCGUCAAGACCAAGGGCACACUCUUCCGUAUUUUCCAUGUUGACACAGCAGUCGUAUUGUGGACCCAUAACGACGUUUAUUUACCUGAAUGGGGCUUUGGUCAACAAGAAGUGAAUGGUAAUAAGAAACUAACGGAAAGCUCCAACAACUGGUAUGUGGAUGAAAUCGUAAACAUAGAUGAAGAGAGAAAGGCCUACGUUCCAAAGGAAAUAAAGCAAUUAUCUUUCUUUACUAAAUGGUCUGAGCUUCAAAGACUAAUGUUUGAACACAAUAACAAAUUGUCAUCAGAACAUCCAUUUGCUUCUCAACCUUACUCAUGGCCGGGCAGUUUGAGUGGUGUUUCCUUCUGGACAAACGACGCUGAAAGGAAGCAAAUUUAUUUUAUCGGUAAUAUCAUCGGUUGGUGGUUACAGGUGAUCUCAUUGGGGAUUUAUGUUGGGAUCAUCAUUACCGACUUGGUCACUAGGAAGCGUGCGUACUAUGCGUUGGGAAGGAUCACCAGGGAAAAAUUGUACGGUCCAUUGAUGUAUUUUUUCGUUGGUUGGGCAUGGCACUACUUCCCAUUCUAUUUAAUGGGUCGUCAAAAAUUCUUGCAUCACUACUUGCCUGCACAUUUGAUCGCAUCGCUGUUCACUGCAGCACUAUGGGAAACUAUCUUCAGCGACUGCAAAUCUUUGGAUCCAGAGAAGGAUGAGGAUGCCCCAGGUGUCCACUACCAACACAACCCAGAGAUAUAUACCAAAUAUUUGUGGGUGGCAUUCGGUGUUAUGUCACUUGGUGUCAUCGUGUUCUUCCUAUACUUCUCUCCAUUUGUCUACGGUAACGUCAGUCUAACCCCAGAACAAGUUGUGAGAAGACAAUGGAUGAAUAUCCAACUGAGCUUUGCCAAGUGA
This is a messenger RNA of Torulaspora delbrueckii, 2292 nucleotides long. RefSeq names its product dolichyl-phosphate-mannose-protein mannosyltransferase (gene PMT4). Bases 1 to 2292 code for a protein of 763 amino acids. Gene Ontology annotation, cellular component: endoplasmic reticulum; membrane. Gene Ontology annotation, biological process: protein O-linked glycosylation via mannose. The record is from RefSeq and is a predicted model, not a curated record. NCBI's taxonomy places the organism in Eukaryota, Fungi, Ascomycota, Saccharomycetes, Saccharomycetales, Saccharomycetaceae. Gene Ontology annotation, molecular function: dolichyl-phosphate-mannose-protein mannosyltransferase activity. The transcript has a single exon.